This is a messenger RNA of Gordionus sp. m RMFG-2023, 654 nucleotides long. Its product is annotated as peptidyl-prolyl cis-trans isomerase-like 1. Gene Ontology annotation, molecular function: peptidyl-prolyl cis-trans isomerase activity. The record is from RefSeq and is a predicted model, not a curated record. Lineage: Eukaryota; Metazoa; Nematomorpha; Gordioida; Chordodea; Parachordodidae. Bases 40 to 537 code for a protein of 165 amino acids. The transcript is spliced from 4 exons. Gene Ontology annotation, biological process: protein peptidyl-prolyl isomerization; protein folding. Gene Ontology annotation, cellular component: catalytic step 2 spliceosome.
UCUCGAGGGUUGGAUCCAAUUAUUCAAUAUUUUUUCGAAAUGACAAGCUUACCUGAUAACGAUUGGCAACCACCAUAUGUUACUCUUGAAACUACAAUGGGAAAGAUUACGAUUGAGCUAUAUUGGAGGCAUGCCCCACAUACAUGUAAAAAUUUUGCUGAAUUGGCUAGGAAAGGAUAUUAUAAUGGUGUUAUAUUUCACAGAAUAAUACCAAAUUUUAUGAUUCAGGGAGGUGAUCCUUCUGGAACAGGAAGAGGGGGUUCCUCUAUAUAUGGUAAAACUUUUGAGGAUGAAAUAAAUGAAGAUCUUAAACACACAGGGGCUGGUAUUUUGUCUAUGGCUAAUUGUGGUCCAAAUACUAAUGGGAGUCAAUUUUUUAUCACACUUGCUCCCACUCAGCACUUAGAUGGUAAACAUACUAUUUUUGGACGGGUUGAUAAAGGAAUGGGUGUUGUGAAGAAGAUUGCCCUAGUUGAAACUGAUGAAGAAGAUAGACCAACUGAUGAUGUUCAAAUACUCAAAGCAUAUAUAUCCUAACAAAAAAGAUACAAUAUUCUAACAAGGAAAAUACAUAUAUAAGCAAAUAAUAUUUAUAUGAUAUGUAUUAAUAUUUUAAUAAUGAAAAUAUAUUGUAUAUAAACCAAAAUUUUGAGU